Messenger RNA from Siniperca chuatsi (mandarin fish), 668 nucleotides. RefSeq names its product myosin light chain 5-like. Gene Ontology annotation, molecular function: calcium ion binding. Lineage: Eukaryota; Metazoa; Chordata; Actinopteri; Centrarchiformes; Sinipercidae. The record is from RefSeq and is a predicted model, not a curated record. Bases 56 to 577 code for a protein of 173 amino acids. Gene Ontology annotation, cellular component: cytoplasm. The transcript has 7 exons.
UCCCAAAUCAUUGGACACACUGCCCGCACCACGCAGACAGCCCGGAGGAGGAGACAUGGCGAGCAGAAAGACGAAGAAGAAGGAAGGAGGCGCCAAAAGAGCUCAGAGAGCCUCGUCCAACGUUUUCUCCAUGUUUGAACAAACUCAGAUCCAAGAGUUCAAAGAGGCGUUCACACUCAUCGACCAGAACCGGGACGGAUUCAUCGAUAAAGAAGAUCUCAAGGACACAUACGCAUCCCUGGGUAAACUCAACGUGAAGGACAACGAGCUGGAAGACAUGCUGAAAGAAGCCACGGGCCCCAUCAACUUCACCAUGUUCCUCAACCUGUUCGGAGAAAAGCUCCACGGCACAGACCCCGAAGACACCAUCCUAAACGCUUUCAAAAUGUUCGACCCCGAUGCCAAAGGCUUCAUUCACAAAGACGAAUUACAGAAGCUACUGAUGACACAAGCAGACAGGUUCACGUCUGAGGAGGUGAAGCAGAUGUUCCAGUCGUCGAACAUCGACACCGCAGGAAACCUGGAUUACAGAUCUCUGUGUUACAUCAUCACGCACGGGGAGGAGCAGGAGGAGUAACGUGUCUCUGAGCUGAGCGCGAACCUGCUGCAGCAUCACAUUCAGUGUUUGUCUUUAAGUUCAAAUAAAAAAAAGGAAAACUGGCAGAAAA